Linepithema humile (Argentine ant) is the source of this 981-nucleotide messenger RNA. RefSeq lists its product as uncharacterized. Gene Ontology annotation, biological process: central nervous system formation; innate immune response. Gene Ontology annotation, molecular function: growth factor activity; Toll binding. NCBI's taxonomy places the organism in Eukaryota, Metazoa, Arthropoda, Insecta, Hymenoptera, Formicidae. Gene Ontology annotation, cellular component: extracellular region. The record is from RefSeq and is a predicted model, not a curated record.
GUGCUUAGAGCUUGUAGUUGCUUGCUUGAAUAUUAUAUUGAUAUUUCGCAGAGUUCAAUUCUUAAAAUUUAUUUUACUUUAUAUCUUGUGUUACAUUGCGUGAGUAAAUAAAGAAAGAAGGAAGAACAAGUGCAGUCAUAAUGAUUGUAUUGAAGAAAUUUGCUACAUUAUUUUUAUCUGUCUUUGUUAUCUUACCGAUUCUCCAAGCUCGCUUUUAUCAUGGAUACAGCUCUUACAGACAAUAUAGUAACAAUCUCAUUAAUGCAGUAAAAUAUCCAAUGACUAAGGAAAUUUCCGAACAAUCAGAUUACAAUCGCAAUGGCAGAGAAGAAGGAAUCAAAUAUUCGGAAGGCAACAGCAACUAUGCGGACUUGGAGAGCAAUUUUAGAUUUUCGAAUAACGACGGAUUACAAGCGCAGAAUGACGAUAGUAAUAAUAUUGAAAAAAUAAGCGUUCCAAAGGGUUGCAGUGAUCAGUUCACUUGUGAAAAUAACUCGGAAUAUCCUCAAGAGCUUGUGAACCGAAUACUUUAUAACAAUCCUCAUUUGUUCGCUUACGCAUUUGAGAAUAGCGCAAAUAUUGACUCAAGAAUAGAUAUAAAGUCAAAAAUGAAGAAUUUUUGCUCGUUUCGGAAACGUUAUUAUUCGCCACAACAAGCCAGGAAUAUACAUGGCGAAUGGAAAUGGAUCAUACAGUCGGAUGACAUGGAUUUCCACCAACGUAUAUAUACGGAAGAAUGCGUAAAUAAAAAUAAAAGUUGCAGCGAAAUUCAGGAGAAUCUUGAGGAACCCUUAAGCUAUACCACAAAAUGCGUACAGAGAUAUAUUUAUUACAACAUCCUAACUGUUAACGGCAACCAAGCAAACAUCAAUCUAUAUAAAUUUCCAUUUAUGUGUUGCUGUGACAUUGAAGAAAGAAAGUAUUAAAAAUGUAUGCAUUGAACAUUUCGUACGUACUUAAAAUAAAUAUUUUCAAGAAGCA